Molecule: messenger RNA, 1255 nt
Organism: Solanum pennellii
Lineage: Eukaryota; Viridiplantae; Streptophyta; Magnoliopsida; Solanales; Solanaceae
Exons: 1
Coding region: 113-1105 (330 amino acids)
Source: RefSeq, a predicted model, not a curated record
GAAUAUAUCUCUGUCUUUGUCCUCUUAAGCUUAGAUAAGCAUAAUUUCUUUCACCUACCUCCUCUGUAUUCUUCUCUGGUAAAAAAAGAUUCAAUUUAGAAGGAAGAAAGCCAUGGAUGUGGCACCAGAACAACAACAAAACUUGAGUUUACCCUCACUUUUCAAAGAAUCACUUUCCAUCCCAAAGAGAUCUCCACAAACUUUUUACAGAAUCACUCUCAGCUUAAUCUUGCCACUCUCUUUUGCAAUCUUGGCUCAUUCCUUCUUCACCCACCCCAUUCUUUCUCAACUCCAUGAAAACCCAAGUGCUUCUCAUGCCUCUCAAUGGACCAAACUCCUCUUUUACCAAUUCUGUUACUUAAUCUUCCUCUUGGCCUUCUCCCUCCUCUCAACCUCUGCUGUUGUCUUCACUGUUGCUUCUCUCUACACUUCAAAACAAGUCUCUUUCUCCUCAAUAAUCACUGCUCUGCCUAGUAUCUUAAGACGCCUCUUCAUCACUUUCCUAUGGGUUUUCCUCUCUAUGCUCGUUUACAACGCCGUCUUGUCCUUUUUCAUUGUACUCAUGCUAAUCGCCUUUGAGAGCAAAAGCAAAAACAGCACUGCUCUGUUUUUAGUCUCUGUUUUUCUUCUCUCUGUUUUCUUCCUCGUUGUUCAUGUCUACUUGAGUGCUUUAUGGCAUCUUGCUAGUGUGAUUACUGUUCUUGAACCGACACAAGGCCUUGCUGCUUUCAAGAAAAGCUAUGAGUUGUUAAAAGGGAAAAUCAGAAUGGCUUGUGUGUUGAUUUUAGGGUAUCUGGUGAUUUUUGGUGUGGUUAGUAGCGGUUUUGGUUCAAUUGUUGUGGAUGGUGAAGGGUACAGUGUUUUUGUUAGGAUUGUUGUUGGAGGGAUUUUGAUUGGUGUUCUUGUGGUGGUGAUAUUGGUGGGGCUAUUGGUGCAAAGCUUGUUUUAUUAUGUGUGUAAGAGUUAUCAUAAUGAGAGGAUUGAUAAGAGUGCUUUGUAUAAUCAUCUUGGUGGAUAUUUGGGUGAGUAUUAUGAACCUCUUAAAGGGAACAUCCAAAUUGAUGAUACCUUGGAAGUAGAGAUGAAAGGUGGAGACACUGCUUGAACCUUUUUUUUUUUGAUGAGUUUUUGGUGUUUGAGAUAAAAUGUACAAUUAAUAAAUCAUAGCACUUCAUUUUCCUUUUUUUUUUUUUAAUGUUUAGUUAUAUAUGUGUUGGUAAUGAAAUGAAAUGCAAUCGAAUCGAUGAUUACUGUA